UUGCCCCAGCUCUCUGGGCUCCCCAAAAUGAGCCGCCAAUUCACCUGCAAGUCGGGAGCUGCCACCAAGGGAGGCUUCAGUGGCUGCUCAGCAGUGCUGUCUGCAGGCAGCUCAUCCUCCUACCGGGCAGGAGGCAAAGGGCUCAGCAGGGGCUUCAGCAGUCGGAGCCUCUACAGCCUGGGGGGCUCCCGGAGCUUCUCUUUCAACGUGGCCAGUGGCAGUGGGCGGGCAGGGGGCUAUGGAUUUGGCUGGGGCCGGGCCAGUGGCUUUCCUGGCAGCAUGUUUGGCAGUGUGACCUUGAGGCCUGCCUGUCCAUCCUUGUGUCCACCUGGAGGCAUCCAUCAGGUCACUGUCAACAAGAGCCUCUUGGCCCCCCUCAACGUGGAGCUGGACCCUGAGAUCCAGAAAGUGCGUACCCAGGAGCGGGAGCAGAUCAAGGCUCUGAACAACAAGUUUGCCUCCUUCAUCGACAAGGUGCGCUUCCUGGAGCAGCAGAACCAGGUGCUGGAGACCAAGUGGGAGCUGCUGCAGCAGCUGGACCAGAACAACUGCAGGAACAACCUGGAGCCCAUUCUCGAGGGCUAUAUCAGCAACUUGCGGAAGCAGCUGGAGACGCUGUCGGGGGACAGGGUGAGGCUGGACUCUGAGCUGAGGAGUGUGCGAGAUGUGGUGGAGGACUACAGGAAAAGAUAUGAAGAGGAAAUAAACAAGCGCACAGCUGCUGAGAAUGAAUUUGUGGUGCUUAAGAAGGACGUGGAUGCGGCUUACAUGAGCAAGGUGGAGCUGCAGGCCAAGGUGGACGCUCUGGACGGAGAAAUCAAGUUCUUCAAGUGCCUGUAUGAGGGGGAGAUUGCUCAGAUCCAGUCCCACAUCAGUGACAUGUCUGUCAUCCUGUCCAUGGACAACAACCGGAAUCUGGACCUGGACAGCAUCAUCGCCGAGGUCCGAGCCCAGUACGAGGAGAUUGCCUUGAAGAGCAAGGCCGAGGCUGAGGCACUAUACCAGACCAAGUUCCAGGAGCUGCAGCUGGCAGCUGGUCGGCAUGGGGAUGACCUGAAAUAUACCAAGAAUGAAAUCUCAGAACUGACGCGUCUUAUCCAAAGGCUGCGCUCUGAGAUCGAGAGUGUGAAAAAGCAGUGCACCAACCUGGAGACGGCCAUUGCCGACGCUGAGCAGCGGGGGGACUGUGCCCUCAAGGAUGCCCGGGCCAAGUUGGAUGAGCUGGAGGCUGCCUUGCAGCAGGCCAAGGAGGAAUUGGCACGGAUGCUGCGGGAGUACCAGGAGCUCCUGAGCGUGAAGCUGGCCCUGGACAUCGAGAUUGCCACCUACAGGAAGCUGCUGGAGGGCGAGGAGUGCAGGAUGUCUGGAGAACACACCAGCUCCGUGAGCAUUUCGGUCAUCAACAGCUCAGCACCCGGCACAGUGGGCGCAGGGGCUGGCUUUGGGUUCGGUGGCACCGGCGCCUAUGGCUACUGGCCCAGUUCUGUCAGUGGGGGGUACAGCUUGCUGUCUGGGGGCUGUGUCACUGGCAGUGGAAACUGCAGUCCCCGUGGGGAAGCCAAAGUCAGGUUGGGGAGUGCAAGUGAAUUCAAAGACACCCAGGCAAAGACCUUGGCCCUGAGCUCACCCACCAAGAAAACCACGAGAUAG
This is a messenger RNA of Otolemur garnettii (small-eared galago), 1650 nucleotides long. It is a transcript of the gene KRT73, whose product is annotated as keratin 73. The record is from RefSeq and is a predicted model, not a curated record. Gene Ontology annotation, biological process: keratinization; intermediate filament organization. Gene Ontology annotation, molecular function: structural constituent of skin epidermis. Bases 28 to 1650 code for a protein of 540 amino acids. NCBI's taxonomy places the organism in Eukaryota, Metazoa, Chordata, Mammalia, Primates, Galagidae. The transcript has 9 exons. Gene Ontology annotation, cellular component: keratin filament.